Telopea speciosissima is the source of this 675-nucleotide messenger RNA. Its product is annotated as 60S ribosomal protein L18a-like. Gene Ontology annotation, cellular component: ribosome; cytosolic large ribosomal subunit. Gene Ontology annotation, molecular function: structural constituent of ribosome. Gene Ontology annotation, biological process: translation. The transcript has 4 exons. NCBI's taxonomy places the organism in Eukaryota, Viridiplantae, Streptophyta, Magnoliopsida, Proteales, Proteaceae. Bases 60 to 596 code for a protein of 178 amino acids. The record is from RefSeq and is a predicted model, not a curated record.
GAAGGUUGGAGAGGACUCACAGUGGUGCGAAGCCUCUCGUUCUUCGCGGCAGUAGCAGAAUGGUGACUUACAGGUUUCACCAAUAUCAGGUGGUGGGUAGGGCUCUCCCUUCCGAGACAGAUGAGCAUCCAAAGAUCUAUAGGAUGAAAUUAUGGGCAACAAACGAGGUUCGUGCCAAAUCGAAGUUCUGGUAUUUCUUGAGGAAGCUCAAGAAGGUCAAGAAGAGCAACGGGCAAGUCCUUGCCAUCAAUGAGAUUUUUGAGAAAGACCCAACCAAGGUAAAGAAUUAUGGGAUUUGGUUGCGGUACCAAAGUCGGACAGGGUAUCACAAUAUGUACAAGGAGUACCGAGACACCACUCUUAAUGGUGGUGUUGAGCAGAUGUACACUGAGAUGGCUUCUCGCCACAGAGUAAGAUAUCCAUGCAUCCAGAUUAUCAAAACGGCUACCAUCCCUGCCAGUCUUUGCAAGAGAGAAAACACAAAGCAGUUUCACAAUGCCAAAAUCAAAUUCCCUUUGGUCUUCAAGAAGGUUAGGCCACCAACCAGGAAGCUCAAGACGACAUACAAGGCAUCAAAACCCAACUUGUUUAUGUAAUGAGAUGGGGGGAUCUUUCACUUACCCAAAUUUUGUAUUUGCAUUUGAGUUCUUUCAAUGUUAUUCGUUUAUAUCGGUU